This is a messenger RNA of Paramuricea clavata, 1446 nucleotides long. The record is from the annotation of a GenBank genome assembly. Lineage: Eukaryota; Metazoa; Cnidaria; Anthozoa; Malacalcyonacea; Plexauridae.
AUGACGGUCAACAGCCCACCUGAGUUUCUACAAAAUAAUCUUGAACAAAACGCAAGCCAAAGCGCGUCCCAACCAGAAAUUAGUAAUGAAGCAGGACCUGCUUAUAAUUCAACCCCAUGUGGUUUCCGAAUGGAAAAACCAAAAUUGCCCAAAUUUUGUGAUGACGUGCGGGAAUAUGCAAUUUUUCGCGCAGAUUUCAAGCACGCGAUCGAAUCAAAAUAUUUGAAAAGAGACGCGAUAACAUUGCUACGUACUUGUCUGAAAGAAAAGCCGCUUGAGCUAAUAAAGGGAAUUGGUUCCGACUAUGACGCGGCAUGGGAAUAUUUAGAUUCAAUAUACGGGGACCCGCGGUUUGUUUCUGACACGAUCACUCAGGACAUAGCAAAAUUUAAACCGUUAGAAGAAGGCGAAGAUGUGCGUCAUUUGGUAAGACGUAGCUAUAACACGCUAAAGGAGGUUGGCGUUCCGAGCGACAUGGACAACAGCCACAUGCUAUCAAUAAUUGAACAAAAGAUGUGCCCAGAUGAUCGAAAAGUUUGGUCAAGAGAUUUAGAAAGAGAGCGAAAACCAGCAACGCUGAAUGCUUUGAUGACGUGGAUGACGAGCGAGAUGAAGUCGCGCAUGCGUGCGACAGCUCCAGUUAGAAGUGGUUUAACAAAUCGACGCAAAAUCAAUCACUUGCACGGCGAAAUCGAAGGCGGGAAUAAGAGCAGAAACAAGUGUUGGCUGUGCAACAACUCAAGUCAUUGGCCAGACCAGUGUCAGAAGCUUGCAGCAAUGAGUGUUGAAGAGCGACUCGUAGCGGCGAAAGAGAAUCACGUUUGUUUCAGCUGCUUAAAGAAAGCAGGUCGUGAUCAUCGUCAAGCAAAUUGCAGUCGGCGAAAGCAAUGCAACAAAGUUGAGAACGGAAGCCAGUGUACCUUCAGCCACCAUCCUUUGCUACAUAAAUCGAGCGCAGUGGGUGUCACUUUAGCAUCUGUUACCAGCCAGAAAGAUUUCAUGUUGCCAGUGAUUGCUGCCAACAUUUGCGGUCCAAACGGGUUGUACAAGCGUGGGAACGUCCUUCUGGAUUCAGGAGCGCAGAUAAGUUUAAUACGGAGCAAAACAGCAGACAGUCUCGGACUGAAAGGGAGAGACAUCUCAGUGAACAUAAUCAAAAUAGGUGGAGAAGAGGAAUCAAUUCAUACGAAAAUUUACAAAGUACCAGUAAGCGGAAUCGGUGACCCAAAGAAACAUUCUGUGAGAGCAAUUGGUAUUCCAUGUAUUAGCGAGGAAGUUAAAAGUGUUCAAACCGGAACUAUCAUUGAGAAACUUGGCCUACCAAAAGACCAAGUAGUUAGACGAGGCAAAGGACAUGUCGAUCUGCUCAUCGGGAUUGAUCAUGCACACAUGCAUACCGGUCAAACAAAGCAAGCCGACCACCUAGUCGCCAGAAGAUCCCCAUAG